Molecule: messenger RNA, 1269 nt
Organism: Fulvia fulva
Lineage: Eukaryota; Fungi; Ascomycota; Dothideomycetes; Mycosphaerellales; Mycosphaerellaceae
Exons: 2
Coding region: 1-1269 (422 amino acids)
Source: RefSeq, a predicted model, not a curated record
AUGUCUGCGAAUGCCCUCGUCAUCAGCACCACCUCAGACGGUCUUGGCGCAGCAUGCACGAAGCCACGAGCAGUACGAGAUGAUGAACCUCUCAAGCGAUACCUGGCAAAGAAGCUUGAGUUUGUCCUCAACUCGAGCGGCCUGAACCCAACUCGGGUACGCUUCGAUACCCUCGACCAGCUACCGCACGGCUACUCGGGCUGGUCCGCGCCCCGUCAGCAAAGAACUCUAGGCCAACCGGUCUACGAGGACAAGUACAUAGCAGGUCAUCCCAAGGGACAGCCAUACCUCUCCUAUCUGGCGUUCUUCGACCAUUUCUGCUGGCUACAGUGGUAUGGUCAGGCCCCUGGAUUACCUUGCUGCUUAUGCACUGACAGCGAGAGAGGCAAGGAUGAGGGCCUCCGUACACCAGUACCUAAUGGCCCUCUCCCGCCACUGCAAGUGGUGAAUGUCUUGCAACCUGCUGUCGCGGCGCCGACUGUUCCAGCUCUUCCGACAAUGAGCGCACCAAUGGCUGCCGCUUCCUCCUUAGCCCCAGCUCCGCCAGUCGCAGCGGCUCCUGCUGCAACUCCUCAGACUAUGGCUGCACCAACGGCUGGCGUUUCCUUCUUCGCCCCAGCUCCGCCUGCAGCCGUAGUGCCGCAAAGCGCUCCCUUCUCUCCGGGCAUCAACCAGACUUCUGCUCGGCAGAGCAGCAUAUCUUCAUCAACCCCGGCAGCUUUCAAACCUGGCGCUGACCUCGAUAUCAUGCUGUCUGAGGGUGUCUCGGACCAGGAGAUGUCAGAUCUCUUCCAGACCGGAAGCUCAUCUGGUCAAGAAGCAGCCGAGGAAUUUGAACAGGUCUCUGUGUACGAUGACAUCGAGAUCAUCAAAACAAGUGCUGAAGAUCGCUUCCGCCUCGCCAAAGAACAGCUCGCUUCCGCCAAACAGGAACAAACUCGAGACGAGAACAGAAUUGCUGCCCUUACAGUGGCGAAGUACCAAAAAGCCGUCGAGCAGGAGAUGGCGCUCAGGUAUUGGUUGAAGACGCUACAUGAGAAGCCUGCAACGUCGGGACGUUCCCGCGAUGGGAACUCCAUGUCGUCAACCGAGCCCCAAGGUGCUCGACAGGAUCGUAGCAGCGAUGAAGCCCAAGACCUACUGAGUGCGGCCGAGGUCGGUGCUGGAGAGCCCAUCGAUGAUACCGCUGCACCAGAACUUUCCGCCGGGGGCGCACAGGAGAUCUUGCGGGCGAGUAAGGCUAGGUCCAGCCACGGCGAUCUUUUCUAA